This is a messenger RNA of Corvus hawaiiensis (hawaiian crow), 1383 nucleotides long. RefSeq names its product ERCC excision repair 2, TFIIH core complex helicase subunit (gene ERCC2). Gene Ontology annotation, biological process: transcription by RNA polymerase II; positive regulation of mitotic recombination; nucleotide-excision repair. Lineage: Eukaryota; Metazoa; Chordata; Aves; Passeriformes; Corvidae. Gene Ontology annotation, molecular function: ATP binding; hydrolase activity, acting on acid anhydrides, in phosphorus-containing anhydrides; DNA helicase activity. Gene Ontology annotation, cellular component: nucleus. The record is from RefSeq and is a predicted model, not a curated record.
GCGGCGGCGCGAGGCGGCGACGGGAGCCAUGAAGCUGAACGUGGACGGGCUCCUGGUGCUGUUCCCCUACGAGUUCAUCUACCCCGAGCAGUUCUCCUACAUGCUGGAGCUCAAGCGCACCCUGGACGCCAAGGGCCACGGGGUGCUGGAGAUGCCGUCGGGCACCGGCAAAACGGUGUCGCUGCUGUCGCUGAUCGUCGCCUACCAGCGGGCUCACCCGCUGGACGUCUCCAAGCUGAUCUACUGCUCCCGCACCGUGCCCGAGAUCGAGAAGGUGGUGGAGGAGCUGCGGAAGCUGCUGGAGUGCUACGAGCGGGAGCUGGGGGAGCCGCUGCCCUUCCUGGGGCUGGCGCUGAGCUCCCGCAAGAACCUCUGCGUGCACCCCGAGGUGUCGGCGCUGCGCUUCGGGAAGGAGGUCGACAGCCCGCUGCCUGGCCCUGACGGCCUCGUACCUGCGGGACCCCCCCGAGGGCCCCCGGGCCUCCUGCGCCUUCUUCCAGGAGUUCGAGGCGCGGGGCCGGCAGAGCCCCCUCCCCUUCGGGGUUCACAACCUGGACGAUCUCCGGACCCUCGGCCGCCAGCGCGGCUGCUGCCCCUAUUUCCUGGCCCGCUUCCUCGCUGCCCCUAUUUCCUGGCCCGCUCCUCGCUGCCGCUCGCCAGCGCCGUGGUGUACAGCUACCAUUACCUGCUGGACCCCAAAAUCGCCGGCCUGGUGUCGGCCGAGCUCGCCCGCUCCUCGGUCGUGGUGUUCGACGAGGCCCACAACAUCGACAACGUGUGCAUCGAGGCCAUGGGAGUGACCAUCACCCGCCGGACGCUUGACCGCUGCCAGGCCAACGUGGGCGCCCUGCAGAGCGCCCUGCAGCGGGUGAAGGAGUCGGACUCGCGGCGCCUGGCGGACGAGUACCGGCGCCUGGUGCAGGGGCUGCGCGAGGCCAGCGCCGCCCGCGACUCCGACCUGGUGCUGGCCAACCCCGUGCUGCCCGACGAGAUCCUGCAGGAGGCCGUCCCGGGCAGCAUCCGCACGGCCGAGCACUUCGUGGGCUUCCUGCGGCGCCUGGUGGAGCAUCUGCGGGCGCAGCUGCGGGGGCCCUGCGUGCAGCAGUCAGCCCCCCCCGCCUUCCUGCGGGAGCUGCGCGAGCGCGUCUGCAUCGAGCGCAAACCCCUCCGGUUCUGUGCCGAGCGCCUGCACUCCCUGCUCCGGACCCUCGCCCUCCCCGACGUCGCCGACUUCUCCCCCAUCACCCUCGUGGCCAACUUCGCCACCCUCGUCAGCACCUACAGCAAGGGUGGGGGUCCUGAAACGCCCAAAAAAACCCCAAAAAUACCCCAAAACCAGCCCUGAGCCCUCGUCAGCACCUACAGCAAGGGUGGGGGUCCUGA